GUUCAUCACGAAACACGGUCCCGAAUUCCGUGCUCGAGUCCCGAAAAACGAGAAAAAUCUUUUGUUCGAAUCAUGGUACUUAGUGCUGAAAUUUUUGAAUAACUUGACAUAUUUUAAUUUUUGUUUAAAGUGCUUGUGUGGAUUAUUUUUUUCGGUGGAUUUUAUUGACAUAAGAUGUUAAACCAAAGUUCCUGAAAAAUCAACACAAAUGUACAGAAAAACGGAUAUCAGUCAUCAAUAUGCUCCACACAUAUAAAUAUGGCGGUACAAUACAAAGAGACAUUUGAAAACGGAACGCCAUUAAUAUCCUUGCGCGUGCGCAGGGCUGAUUCCAAAUUCAAAUAUAGCACGGAAAGGCGCCGGAAAUGGGCUCGGCCGGAUGUCGGCGUUUGCUUCCUGUCGUUCUUCGUUUUGAUUGUCGGUUGCCAUGGUUACCAAGAACAGAGAUUUGCCAUGGAACCACAAGAUCAGAGUGCCAUAGUCGGUUCGCGAGUGACUCUGCCGUGCCGUGUGGAGAACAAGGUGGGGCAUCUACAAUGGACAAAGGACGACUUUGGACUGGGGACGAAUCGCAACCUGAGUGGAUACGAACGGUACUCCAUGAUAGGGAGCGACGAAGAAGGAGACUACUCACUCGAUAUCAGGGAUGUGAGUCUAGAAGAUGACGGACUGUAUCAAUGUCAAGUUAGCUCCGGGCUAAAUAAUGAGCCAGCAAUUCGGUCGCGCUACGCUCAGCUAACAGUUCUGGUGGCUCCUGAAGCACCCAGGAUAUUGAGAGGAGCCUUCAUUGAUGCCACAGAAGACCAGCCAGUGGAUAUCGAGUGUGUUUCUUCAGGAGGAAAACCUGCUGCUGAGAUCACAUGGUUGGAUGGGAACCAGCAAGUAAUUAAUAAGCCAGUCAAGAGUACAGUCGAAUUGUUGCCAGACGGCCAACGAUAUAUUACAAGGUCGGUAUUGCGGUUAACCCCGACGAAGGGUCACCACAAUCAAACUAUUACGUGUCAAGCACAGAACACGGCAGACAGAGCUCCUAGGAUGGCCACUGUACAUAUAGAGGUCAAAUACAUACCAAAAGUAAACAUAUCAAUCAGCUCCGGAGCGCACAGAGGCAAGAUACCAGAAGGGUCGGAGUUGAGGGUCCGGUGUGAUGUGGACGCAAAUCCUCCUGCACAGUUCUAUCGGUGGUACAUCAACAAUAACCCUGUGAUCGGGGAUUACGCUGAUGAGAUGAUCAUCUUCAAUGUGACUCGAAAACACCACAACGCACUAGUCAAGUGCGAAGUCAGCAAUUCCGUCGGAAAAAGUGAUGGAAAUCUCACCUUAGAAGUUACCUAUCCACCAACCUUCAGAACGAGGCCUCAGAAUGUGGAGACCGACAUCGGCUCCAGUGUAGUACUAAGCUGUGAUGUCGAUGGUCAGCCCCAGCCGGAGAUCAGGUGGCUGUUCCAUGAGCCAGGACGGAUAGGGGUCAAAGGAAAGGCUCCCAACUUGAAGGUCUACGUGAACGCGGAGACAGCUGGACGGUACAUCUGCAAGGUCAUUGAGGAAGGGUACCCUGAGAUCGAGAGUGAAGCUACCAUCUUCAUUAAGAGUGCUCCCAAAAUUCUUUCGAACCGAACUCAGUUCGGUAUGGAAGGAGAGAGUGUGAGGAUAGAAUGCGCUGCACGAUCAGUUCCAAAGCCUGAUGACAUCAGGUGGUACUUCGAGGGACGAGAGAUCAGUGUCAUCCAGGACCCUGAUUACGCGACCUUAGAAGAGACCUUACCAGAUGGUGUGAUUAAGUCCAGCUUGGUGAUCAGAGCCAGCCAGUCCAGACACUAUGGACAGUAUAACUGCAGUGUGACCAAUGAGUAUGGAAACGCUAAUGCGGCCAUAUUGCUGAAACCUUUGAAAACCCUACCGCUAUACAUAAUCCUGAUCGGUGUGACAUCUGGUAUCGUUCUGUUCUCUGCCUUCAUCAUUCUGGUGGUGGUCUGCCACCGAAGGAGACGGAAGAAGGGUCAGAUGAAUGAGAAGCCAGAUGUUACAGUCACUACUGGAGAUAUGUAUAACAAGGAGAGCGAUAGGAGCUCUAAUAUAAGUGAUCUGAAGCUGCAGCUGCCUCAAAGUGAUGGGAGCUAUGAAUUGGAUUACACAAGCUCCGAUCGUUCAGAUAGCAAGAUGCAUGCAGGUCUACCUCUAGCAGGUCCUGUGCCUCUCCCCAACCUUCGACACGAUGAUCCUCUGAUGCAAUUCCGAUACAGCAACGAUUACUCCGAUCCAACGUAUAGUGAUCCUUAUUUCAAGAGCCCCGCGGGGUACGUGUACGACUACCCACAAGGGUACGCCCCUCCCCCCCACCUCCGGGUACAGUCACCCCCCCUCGAGCCGCCUAGUAGGUCAUUACAAGGUUCAUUGACGCGCAGCAUCGACACGGCGUCGACGCUCCCAUUGUCAGCUGGCAAUGGAUCGCAAAAUAAUACGUUACAACGAACGACCAAGUCUUCAGAUGAAACGGACGCAAUUAAUAGUCUGGGACUUCCAGUCGGUGAUGCGUCCCCGACACCUAUAUAUGCCCAGCCAAAUACAAAACCUCAACCCAAUGUGGAUUUGAGGUACUCGGCUACGUAUGGAAACCCGUAUUUGAGGAAUAAUAAUAUGGGUUAUAGUAGUCAAGUGCAUACAGCGAAGCCAGCGUCCACACCGGCGCCGCCUCCAUACUCGGCGGUUCGAAACUCAGCCGUUUUACCUACAGGUAAUGGCAGUCAGCCGUCUCAAGGUACCCAUGUAUAACAGAGGCGUCAAAUCAUAAGAAUAGUGUAAAAUUGACUCUUGAAAAAUCAGCUGUAAUGAGCUGAAAGUUUAUCAUACUAUGUUCCUGAAUUUUCAUACGACUGAGGUGUAUAUAUGAUAGGAUAAGUCUGAAGGCUUGUUUAAUAAUUUUGAAGGACUUAGGGCUGAUUUUUCAAUGGUUAGAUAAAAGUUAACUGGGGAAUAAUUAUGAUGCUGUCGCGUCAGAACGUUUGUAUAAGACAGUGACAGCAACAGUUUUAUUCCUCAGAUAACAUUUAUCUGACUGUUGAAAAUCAGGCCUAAAUCGAAGAUUUUUUUACUAAAAGUGCAUGCAAAAGAGAUUAUAUUUCAUCACAAAAUGUAUAAGGUAUCAUUAUUUUGACGAUAAUUUACUCGAAGAUAGUGAAUUGAAAAUUGUAUUUAUUUGCACCAAAAUAUUAUUUAAUUAUUAAUUCUCUGUUUCUCUUUUGCAUUCACUUUCGUACUUCGAAUUAUAAUGACUUGAAUAAUUUAUUGCAUUUCGAAAAUAAUGAAAUAUUUCAACUGUCUCUUGUGUUAAUUAUUUUGCGUUAAAUCGUCAAAAUAAUUGGUCGUAAUUAUUAUUGGACUAUGCAAUUCUAUUGCUUCGUAUUUUGUAUAAAAAUUAAAUGGAAUAUAUUUUUGUAAAUACAAUAAAUAAAGAAAUGCAUGAAAAUAAUAACUAUCUAAUUUUUUUUUGUAAUAAUUAAAAUAUUUUUGUUACAUUCUGUAUAAAGAAUUUUAUCUGAGAAUAAUGAGUGCAUUUUAAACCUAUAUACAUUACAGAUUUAUUUUUUAAUUUGUUAAUAUCGAGUCCGAUUAUUUAGUUCAUGCGAUUGCUCAAUAAAUGAAUCGGUUAACGAUUUUUUAUUUAUAAUUCCAUUAAUUUCCAAUUAGUAUAAUAUAAAACAUUUAUUAUAUAAACUAUACAGACUGAAAAUAAAAUAUUUUAUAAAAUUUAUAUAGAAAAAAAGAAAAAUAAAUAUCUUCGUAGAUAUUGUUGAUGAUUUUUUGUGUUGUCUGUUCACUGUCGCUUAGUUGUUUUUAAACUUUAUAAUAAUACGACAGUUUGACUAGAUAGAAUAAAUUAAUUAGCUAAAAAUGUCAAUGAUAGGAAAAUCAUAUUUUCUGUGAUAAUUAUAUAGUGAAAAGAAAUUAGGAUCGCAUCUUCUUAGUUCCAUAUUAUAUGUAAUAGAUAAGAUUCCGAAUAAUGUGUGACAACCCAAAAAAUAUAGUUUUAAAAAUAUCCUUGUUAUUCGUGUGCCACUAUUUUAAUUUUAAUUUUCAUUUAAAAUGUAAAUAGAUGUUAAUAAUGUAAGUUAUUGCAGCUUUACGAAAUGUCACCUCAUUGAAUGGGCAUAAUUAUUAAUGGCAAAAUAACAAUUUUCUGUUGUUAAAAAAAAUGUAAUGAAAAUGUAUAAAAAAUAUUGCAUGAUACAGUGUUUUCGUUCUUUGCAUGCGAUUAUAAUUAUUAUUAUUUGUCAUUAUUUUAAAUGAAUAAUGAUAAUUAUCAGAAUAAAACUUUUGAUUUUAUUAUA
Molecule: messenger RNA, 4328 nt
Organism: Spodoptera exigua (beet armyworm)
Lineage: Eukaryota; Metazoa; Arthropoda; Insecta; Lepidoptera; Noctuidae
Source: the annotation of a GenBank genome assembly